AAAAAAAAGAAAAACUUCAGUCUUGUUUAGUUUGGUUGGCUUCGUUAAUUAUUUUUUUUACGGUUUUAGUAACAAAGCAUAGAUCGGAAUAUCGGAUUACAUAAAUUAAAAUAGCAGUUAUGGCUAGCUCGAAAGAUCGUGAUGAACAUGUGGUGUUAGCACAUCAGUGUUACCUAAAGAAAGAUUAUACUUCAACUCUUCAACAUUUGAAUGAAUUGGAAAGUGUUGUUGGUACGAGUAAUAAACGUAUACAACAUAAUAAAGCUGUUGUUGAGUUCAUGGCGAGUGAUAUGAAAAAUUUGGACAAGUAUAAAAAGUCCAUUAGUCAAAUGACUGGACUAACACUACCAGACAUGGAGGUGAAGGACUUAUCUUCGCCAUACUUAUUAUACAAUUACGCUGUCCUGCUGUACCAUUCUCGUUAUUAUUACCAAUGCACUGUGAUAUUAGAUAAACUUCUGUCAUCUAAAACAAUCAAAGAUGCUAAACUUUUACAACAAGUGGUACUGCUCAUGUUGGAAGCUACAUUGUGCAGGAGAACAUAUGAUAAAACACUUGAGAUAUCCAAAAGCCACGGAGAGCCAUUGAAAAGUAAUAAUGAAGUAAGUGAACUGUUUGAGAGGUUGGUCAGCAGAGCACAAAUUCUAUUAGGACAGAAAGUAAAGCUAAAUCUCAAGCCAGAUUCUAUUGAAAAUAUUUUUAUAAUAGCACAACAGCAAUACAUAAACGGGGAUGUAAAAGAAGCUGCUAACACUUUAGGACAGUACAAGUCUUUGAAAUAUAACUAUGAUCUGAAAUCUCAGGGUGAAGAUAUUUGGGCUGCAAUCAACAAUAACCUUGGUGUACUAUAUUUAUCAAUCAAAAAGCCUUUUUUAGCAGCAAAGUAUUUUCAACAUGCUGUUAAGGAGCAUUUCAAGGCUAUGGAUAGUGAGGACAGUGAAAGAUUAAUUACUUGUAAAGAUAGACCACUCUAUGUGUACAAUUUAGGGCUUGCUUUGUUAGCAGCCAACAAUGCAGAAGGUGCUUUCGAAUGCCUUGUUGAGGCUGCUCGUCACUAUCCUAAUAAUCCACGGAUUUGGUUACAUUUAGCGGAAUGUUGUGUGAAAAAAUGUUGCAACGAAGAAGCCCUACAAUAUACAGUAAAAAAGUUAGGCAGCGGUCCGCACACUAGGAUAUUACUAUCGAAGGAAAAUAAAGAGAAAUAUUCCACAUCCGGUGAAUCAUUUGCUAUACCAUCUCUCUCAUUAGAAUUUGCAGCUCUUUGCCUAAGAAAUGCAGUGACACUGCUUCCUAGUCAAGAGCCUCCAUCAGAUGUGACAGGACCACUUAUCCAAGCACCACCUGGGCCUCCUAUUAACUGGAAGCAGAGAUGUGAAUUGAAAAACUCAACAUUAGUGUUGCAAAGUUAUGUAUUACUUCAUUUACAAGAUCCACUAUCAGCUCUUGUGAGUGCAAAUGAACUAUUAAGUCAAGUAGAUGUGUCAAGUAGUCACAAAGCAUGGGCACACAUAUAUGCAGCAGAAGCAUUAAUAAAUUUAGAUAGAAUAACAGAUGCUGUGGAACAUUUGAAUCCACCAAUGAUUCAUGACCUUGUAUCAGUGCUGCCAUAUCAAAUGAGAGAUAUGAUUGCUGUGUCCGUUUGGGCCAAAGCUGCAGUUUGCCACAUUUUAAGAAGAGAUCUUGUCACAGCCAGGAAAAUUUUGAUGCAAAUAACUUCUCCCCGUGUUUUACCUUUGCAAAUGUAUCUGGAAAUUUGUACUGGGAAUAUAGAAAACUGCCAUACGAUAUUGCGAAAAUUGCGCCUUUCGAACUUACCCUAAUAUUGUUUAAAAAAUAAAAAAAAUAGAAUUAAUUGUAUAUAUAUUAAAUUUACCUUAAAUGUUAAUAUAAUCUACAGUAAUCCAAAAAUAAAUUGUUUUACUUUUUUGUAGCAUGAGUUACAAUUGGACGUAGCUAAGGAGGGGGGAAGCCUCUACCUUCUCUUCUUCAUUAAUGAAUACUUGACCAAAUCUCCUAUGAUGUUAUAUUUUUUCUUUUAACACUCAAAAUAUAGGUGUAGAGUUGCGGAAACAGCCAGCUGUACUACUAAGACUAACACUCCAAAUAUUUGCUUCUUAGGUUUUCACUCCCAUUAUAAUUUUUUUAAUUUUAUCUAUUUGUACAUGUUUAUAAGAGUGAGUGUGAUUAAAUAAAUCAAAGAGCUCAUCUUAUAUUAUAAGGCUUUAUUAAGGUCAGGAUGUAUGUAACUUUUAAUUUUCUUUGUAGAUCUUUCAGCAGGUCGUACAGAUAGAAGUUUACCAAAAAAGGUCACCUUAUAAUUUUUAAGGUACAUAUCAAAGACACUACUUUGCUUUGGGAUAGUUGUUAUUAUAUUAUCUAUUGACAAUAUUUUAAAAGUAUACCGGGUAUCCAUUAUGCAAAUCCCUUUCUUGCCAACAUAACUGGGGCAUAUUGAACGUACAACUUCUAACAUGCUGCCAUGGAAAUCUGCCUUGUACAAUGUUUGAGUAAAGAUUUCCCACCCCUUAGAAUAACGAUCUGGUAUACCAGACUGUUUUUCGGUUUCUAAAAUGGUACUUAUGUAAUCUAGCCACAUAUUAUGCAUCGGCAGAGCAUCUUCAUAUCUCAUACUUUUUCUAGGAAUGCGAUAAAAACCCAAGGCUUUCUUUUCCUGCCGGGUCAAAUUUUUGCUUUUCUUCUUUUUAGCUUUUUGCUUGAGGUUCUUGCUUCUGCGAUUAGCUAGAAUGAAGUCCUUCUUGAGCUCUGAUUCUACAUUAAGAAUAUCAGAUCUUCGGACUUGUGAUUUCAAAAAAUCUAUAAUAGCUUGGGAAGAUUUCCUGUCUACUUUUUCUUCUAUAGUUGAAGACAUACUUGCGUUGUUACCUAAUUUUAUAUGAUUCCUGCUAAUGUAGGUUAGGUUAAAACUUAGUUACGGUUGAUUUAAAUAAACAAUACGAUUGACGACUUGGUAGGUAGUUUAAUACAAGUUCUAUUAAAAAAGUAGAACAAAACAAUAAGAUUAAUCACAACACAAUGAACUGGUACCAUAUGAUUAAGAUUGCUUGUAUGUAUGAAAAUCACAGAUGUAAUGCAAUGCGCUAGCAUCUAAAGUUUGUGGUAGUAGUAGUAAUUCGCUUUCGCGCAGAUUGAUUGAUUCCAUGUAUUUUUUUUGUUAAGUUCUCUCUUUUCAGGGAAGGCAAGGGGAACAGUGCCCAUAGAGCCUAGUCUUAAGUUAAAUUAUUCUGUUUUUCUUUUUACAUUAGAAUGUCGGUGUGACGCAUUCUAAUGUUUCUUGAAGUGUUUGGCACGAAAUGUAUCGAUCUGGCUUUUUCGAUAAGCUUCUGUGAGGUAGUCAAUACUACAACAAAAUUCUCACGUCCUCUUGACCGGAAUAGCGUAUAUUUUGACGAUUCUACUGAUUCUUCAGUUACGCAGACAGUUGUAACACAAAAUCACACCAAUUUUAUUUCACAAUAUCCACUAUGAACGAAUUUAAGAAUAAUUAAAAUAAGACGCCAACCACACUCGAUGAAAUCCCGCCAAAAACUCA
This is a messenger RNA of Chilo suppressalis (striped riceborer), 3550 nucleotides long. NCBI's taxonomy places the organism in Eukaryota, Metazoa, Arthropoda, Insecta, Lepidoptera, Crambidae. The record is from the annotation of a GenBank genome assembly.